Messenger RNA from Globicephala melas (long-finned pilot whale), 2187 nucleotides. RefSeq names its product adhesion G protein-coupled receptor F3 (gene ADGRF3). Lineage: Eukaryota; Metazoa; Chordata; Mammalia; Artiodactyla; Delphinidae. Gene Ontology annotation, cellular component: membrane. The record is from RefSeq and is a predicted model, not a curated record. Gene Ontology annotation, molecular function: G protein-coupled receptor activity. Gene Ontology annotation, biological process: adenylate cyclase-activating G protein-coupled receptor signaling pathway.
AUGGUCUGCUCGGCUGCCCCUGUGCUACUCCCGGCCAUUACUCUCCCUCUGGUGGGAUCACCACUUGUCCGAGAGUCCCAGCCUGGACAGGGUCAGGCUGUAGGGGAAUCAGGGCAGCAAUUGGACCAAGAACGUGGAGCAGGUGAAUCGGUCCUGGUCUCCGUCUAUGUACAGCUGUACUUUUCAAGUGAGCGCCAGCCGGCGGCACUCUCUGGGCCCAUGACUCUCCCCACCGCCUCGGCUUCCUCCGCCCCAGUAACUCUCACUGGCCUCAGCCUCACAGCCGAGUGCGAUGUCACCCACAAGGGGUGUAGCUACUGUGCUUGCCUCUCCGGGUACCAGUGGAACACCAGCGUCUGCUCCCAUCACCGGCCCUGCCAAACCCCCGUCAAGCGCCGGCCUUGUGGCUGCCUUGUCUUCGGCCCUGCUGAAGCCGGGUACUGCCAGCUGCUGCCACCUGUCCCCGCGGCCCUGAGCCUCAACUCCUGGCUUCAGACGCCUGGCGACACCCUGAACCUGACCCUCCUCACAAGCCAGGAAACCACCAACCUGAACUGGUUCCUGUGGCCCACAGGGAGCCCCAGCCCCAUCCUCCUGCGGGCAGAGUCACGUGUGUCCUUGACCUCCAGCCGGAACCGGGCUGUCCUCAGCAUUGUCAACAUGUCCCAUAAAUGGGCAGGUGAGUACUUAUGCUGCUUUGAGGCCCGGGGAUUCAGGUGGGAGCUGCACCAGAUGGUGAGGGUGCCCCUGCAGGUGACAGAUGUGGCUGGGCUCCCAGACCAGCUCUCCAUCUCCUGUGCCACCUCCCCUGGCUUCCAGCUGAGCUGCUGCAUCCCCAGUGCCCACCUGGGCUACACGGCUUCCUGGAGCCCCAGAGACGGCAACGAAGCCUCCUUAUUCAACACGCCGGACUCCCAGUGCUUCGUGCUGGCUGUUCAGCGCUGCCCUGCAGCCGACACUACGCACACUUGUGACCUGCAGAGCCCGGGACUGAGCCUUCUCAGGGUUGCCGUCUCUGUCACCGUCAUCCAGACUGGACAACACCGCCCUGAGGACUCUUCAACUAUUGCCUGGAACGUCACCAAGGCUGGCCAUGUGGCACAGGCCCCGUGUCCCGGGAAGAGGAGGGGCAUGGUGAAGAGGCCUUGUAGGCCUGAGGGGGGCUGGGGGCCCAUCCACAGCAGCUGCAUGGACAUGGGGCUCCUGGCCUUGCUUCUUAGAGCCUGGCUGCUGAGGGCAGGCCAGGGCUGGCCUGUGGACCAGGUACCACAGACCUUGGCUCAGCUGCUGGAGCAGGCAGUGGUGGUGACCCCACCCACCGACUCAUUGGCACUGGUGGCCACCAUGACAAUCCUGGCCAAGGUGGUAGCACAUUCCAGAAUACAGCUCAACGGCAGUGCCCUGGAGGCCACAAAUGAAACCUACAUCCCAGAACACAGCAAAGGAGGAAGUUAAGAUGCCAGGUGAGAAAGAAGCAUUCUUGGGAGCAGCGCGACCCGCGUGGAGUGAGGCCGAGUGUACAAAGGGCUUUCCAGCAAAGCUCUAAAAAGAAAACUCCUCUUCAUAUACCUGUCCCAACCUAAAGGGUGGAAAAAAGACUUCUUCAAGUAGACAUUUCUAGAGGGGCUGAAGAAGGUGGAGGCCUCGGAAAGCAGAUGGCGUAGCUCCCACUGCUUUUCCCAGAAAGCUGAAGGGAGUGUCACCACCACCAACCCUUGACUCAGUUCACUCUGAAAAUUCCCUUUCACACUAUCGAAUUUUUAAUUACCCUGAAAAACCAUUGUUUUGAAGGAACUGCCAUUGGUGGGUCCGGUGUCCAGAGGAGAGGGUAGCUUGCAGAGGCUUUAGGGCGAGGCUUUAGGGCGAGCUCUUUCACGGGGAAGACAGAAGCUCUGAGUGACCCACAGGCAGAGCCGUGUUCCUUCAAGGGUGUCGAGGGUGUGUCCUUGAAUCCAGGGAUGGGUCCUGGCCAAUCCUCUGAACCCUUUCCGCCUCCCAGAGCUCAGCCCUUGGGAAAGAUAGGCUUCUGUUUUCAUUAGUCACGCGCAUCUCUCUGGCAGCUUACCUGUUCCCCACCUGUGACUAUCCAAGCAAGAAAAGUAUGAAAAACUAACUAAAGCUACCUAAUGAAUAAGGCUGCCUUUGCUGUAAAAAAUAAUCAACAGAUAUCAAAGUUCAAAAUAAUUA